AUGGCACCGCACAACACCACCGCCGGCGGCAGCCCGCUCCGCGAGACCGACGUUCUGAAGCCGCACGACCCAGCCCUCACAGACGAGAACGAGUGGGAGGAAUUCCAGCUCGCCGCCGCCGAGGUGCGCGACCCGGCGACGGGCGCCCCGACGAGCCUGCUGCACGCCGACGCCAUGUCGCCGGUGACGGUGGUCGGGCGGCUGGAGCCUGUGCCGCGCUCGCAGGCCCACCUGCUGGCCGCGUCGGCGCCCUCGCUCUUCCCGCGCGCCGGCUUGCCCGUCGAGCUGACCAACGUGACUCGCUUCGCCUACGGCCAGUACGACGACGGCGAGGUCGCCAUCUGGGCCGCCGGCCAGGCCGGCUGGUUCAAGAUCGCGGAGCCGCCCGCAGCCCGGGGUGGCAACAACGCGUACAAAGACAUCUUCAAGGACAUGGUCGAAGCGAUCAAUGUCUUGUACUUUUUGGCCGACGUGUAUCGUGAGAACCGGGGUGAUGGGUCCGCGAAGGCCAUCUUCAAGCGCUAUGCCACGGAGAAUCCGAACAGGUUUUCGAGCCCAAAGCAAGCCGCCGAGGCGAUAUAUAAGCAUAAGGAGUUUUUGAUCUUAUCGAUGCUAAGGGGUAAGGAGUUAGAAGAUCCAGCAUGGAAUUACACGGAUAUCUUCCUGCACCUGAAGAGUAAGUUUCCGGUGGAGUAUGAAGCGAUGGAGAGAAAGGAGGCGGGCAAAGUGGGGCUGGAUAAGAGGAAGAAGACUAAGAGGGGGACGCCGAGUCAGAAGGCCGGAAGCCAGGAGACUGAGUCGACAGAUGAUGGCAGGAAGAAAGCCCUAAAACCCGGCUCGGCGCCGAAGAAAGAUGACAAUUGGUGGGAGGCGAAGGUAAUUUGGGAGAUGAUGCAGAAGGUGCAAAUUCAGGGACUGCUUGCGCCCAAGAACAUGACUGUCACGAACUUUGCGAAAGUUAUGGUGCGGAAAUUCGAGGUGGACGAUGAAGACUUGGCGGCAGACUAUAUCAGGGCGCAUGCAACAGCUCUGCUGUACAUGAUGGCACACAAGAGGAAGCCGGCCGUUGAGUGGACAGAACAGCCAGUCUAUACGGAGCUGUCGCAGGUUAAGCUGUCUUCUAGUGCUUUGAGACGAACAUCGAGGCUUGAGAUCCGCCGGAGGAGAGACCCACUACCUGAUCCGGAACCAGAGUUAGCCCAACUAGGGGUUGAGCAAGACUCAUCCUCAGAGGAUAUUCCGGCACCAGCUCCUCGGCGCGGACGGAAAGCAAGACAGUCUCUCCUCAGACCUAAGAGCAGCAAGUAUUCUGGAAAGGGCAUGACUCGAAGCGGAAAAUCAUAUCACAGAAGCAGUGGGGACGAGGACGAGGACGACACAGACGCGCCGGAAGUUACAUCUCCACCGAAGCGCAAAAUUGAAGCAGACGAGGAUAACACUAGACGCAAGCGACAGAGCAGCCGGAGUCAGAUUCAACUAACCCAGGGGGUAUCCCCUCCUGACUCGGACGACGAAAGGAAGGAGACUCUUCCUCUGCGUUGGAAAACGCCACAGAGCCAGAGAGGCACAGCAAACUUCACCCCCACACUUCUCUCCGAGCCAGCGGCGUCAGUGGAAGCGAACUCGCCCGGGGACAUAUGGCGCUGCACGCAUGACGAAUGCAUGCAUAAAGUGUAUGGCGCGAGUUUGGACGAGUCGCAGGUGCUAAUUGCGGAGCACUUGGACGAGCAUGACGCAAAAAGGAAAGAGGCGGUCGCGCUGGCCAGAAGCGAGGAACUGCGAAGUAACCUUCCUGUCAGCAACCUGAUAAAGCGGAUCCGCGAGAUGGCGGACUCGCAGCACAACGUGCAGCUGAUGGGCCUGGCGGGACUCGGCACGUCAACCGAGGAGCAAGCUUUCCCGGCACCCAUACAAAGACAGUUCUGA
Molecule: messenger RNA, 1926 nt
Organism: Lasiodiplodia theobromae
Lineage: Eukaryota; Fungi; Ascomycota; Dothideomycetes; Botryosphaeriales; Botryosphaeriaceae
Exons: 2
Coding region: 1-1926 (641 amino acids)
Source: RefSeq, a predicted model, not a curated record